Molecule: messenger RNA, 951 nt
Organism: Peromyscus maniculatus bairdii (prairie deer mouse)
Lineage: Eukaryota; Metazoa; Chordata; Mammalia; Rodentia; Cricetidae
Gene: C1H19orf85
Product: chromosome 1 C19orf85 homolog
Source: RefSeq, a predicted model, not a curated record
AUGCACCCUGGCUUCCCUGCGGCUCCUGGGGUCUCCGAGCCAGGGCCCCGAGAGCUGUGCGCCUUUGUGAGCGGGGCUUCGGCCCACAUGCUUCGGGCCCUGCAGCCCAGGCGUACCAGGCCCCCCAAGCGCAGGCCCAACCACCGGAGGUUUCUACAUAACCAGAUCUGCAGGCAGUUUGCCAAGAUUGAAGCCGCCACCCAGCACCUGGCCCUCACCAUCCUGUCUCAAAAAGCCCCUCCCCAGAGACCAGCCCGAAGGCCGCCUCCACCACCCCCAUCCCCCUUCUUGGGAGUGGCCUGCGCUGAGGCCCCCAUGGAAGUGCCCCACGACGGCCCCAGCCUGAGCCUAGCUGCCCUGGACACCUCAACCCUCGACCUCUUUGAUGACAUUCUGCUCACUCCCGCGUGUCCCUGGGUGGCUCCUGACCGUUUCUGUCCGACGCCGGCUGCCGGUAUUUCCCGGGAGGCAUCUGGUUUCAUUUCUCAUGGCCCAGGCCCCGGAGACCAGACACAGCCAACCCCAACGCAGGCUCCAAGGUUCUCCAAGCCUCUGGCCCCUCCCCAGAAUGCCCACGGGGGAAGCACAGAGCCUGCGGCUCUAGGCUGGGGCUGGGUGGAUAGCUGGGAGGCACCUUGUGCCUGGGAUCCUCAGGGGAUCCGGGAGGGCUGGGGAACCCUUUGAAACCUGUUCGCGACCCAGUCCAAACCCACCUCAAACUCUCUCCCCUUGACAGACCUGAGGAUAUAUAUAGCUCAGUUGGUGGAGCGCUUGCCUGACAUGCAAGAGGCCCCGGGGUCCAUCCCCAGAACCUGUAACCCUGUAAAAUAAACCAAUCCCAGGCUACCUCGGUGUACCACAGCCCAGAGCUCUGCUCCCAGACCCAGGGACGCCACCUCUGUCCGCUUUGAGGACCCCUUGCACUCCCUGCCCAUGAAUUUUCCUUUUUCC